AUAUGACGUCAUUGGAAAGGCCAAGGGCAACAUGGCGGAUGAAAUGUUGAACGGUCUGCAGCCAGCUACCUUUUGACGGUAUAUUGUACACACAGAAGUGCGAGCUUAGAUAGCUUCGUAACUGAUUUUUUAGUUUUUCCUGCCUGACUUUUACCAUCACGCAAAUGAAAUAAGGCCAACCUUGAGAUCAGGACGUGAACAAGUUCAGCGAAUGAAUGAAUGAAUCAAUGAACUUAACCUAAUUGGGUUUAUUAGGCGUCCCUAAGAGAUUCUGCGAUUCAACAUGCAGAUUUUCGUGAAUCUGUUAAACGCAAAGAAGAUUGUGGUGGAGGUGGAACCUUUGGAUACCGUGGAAACCCUGAAGAAUAAGAUCUCAGAAGCAACGGGACUUCCACUACCUGCCCAAUCUCUCUACGCGCAAAAUGGCGCUAAGAUCGAAAAUGGCCGUCGCAUUUAUCUGGGAGAUUUGAUAAAGCCAAACACAAUCAUCAAUUUGGCUCGCAAACGGGAUGCAUCGUUAUCUUCGUUUUAUGUCAAUGCUGUGACAGAAGCGGGGAGAGUUUUAACUGUAAUUCCUGAGGGAGGGAACUCUUCAAGUGUCCAGAAUUUGAGAAGUAAAUUAUCGACAAUGCUGGAUCUACCAGCAGACAGCAUGUUUCUGCGCCUGGUGGAUUUGUCUCGUUUCGUGAAUAAGGGUUUAGUGGUAUUAUUUAACAGUAUGGAGGAGUGUGGUGUGGUCAGUGGUUCUGUUUUGUACGUGCAAAUUCAUCCAUGGAAAGAAGAUUGGUUCCAUGGGAAAAUAACUCGUGACCAGGCAGAACAAGUUAUGUCUUCUGCUACUAAUGGACAGUUCCUGGUCAAAGAGAGCCUGACCUUUCCUGGUGAUUAUGUUCUCUUUGUUUGUAUUGAAGGUAAAACCAAGCAUUACAAAGUGAGCUGUAAAAGAAACAUGACUUUUACCAUCAAUGACAAAGAGUACUUUGACAAUAUCACUGAGAUGGUUACGUUCUACCAGAACAACACAGGAUGUCUGCCAAUUGAACUUACAGAACCUGUCUGUAGGUGUGAGUUCAAUGGCGGCAGUGCUGAUGAUUCUUCUCAGCAUACAGGAGAAGGCAACACACUGCCAAGAGCUCGACUUCAAACAAAUGCAAUCUCAGAAAUCCAGCUUCGUGUGAUAGUUGAGUCAAAGACAUUCUCACUUCUCACAAGUCCUUUUAAUCAAGUGCUUACCCUCAAAGAGCAGGUAGAAGAGUUAAGUGGGGUGCCUGCAGACUGUCAGUUGUUAGAGCUGGAUGGCAAGCCAUUGGUGAUGGAUACUUUUCUUCUUUGUGACUAUCACAUCAUGGAAAACUCAACAAUUUACGUUCAAGUUCACCCUUGGAAUGAGGACUGGUACGUUGGUAAAAUGUCAGCCAGUGAUAUAGACUGUGUUGUCAGUCAGCUCAGUGAUGUUACAGAUGGAAUGUUCCUAGUCAGAGAAAGCAUAUCACAUCCAGGAUGUUAUUAUCUUUAUGUCUGGUGUAAAGGCAAGUCAAACCACUACAGAGUACUCAACAAGAAAAACAUGUUCACUGUUGAUAACAAGCAGCAAUUUAGCAGCUUGUCUCAUCUGGUAGAGUAUUACAAACACCAGCGUGGUUCUCUGAAAACACAACUCACUAAGCCUGUGAAAUUGGACAAAGAACAGAGAGGUCUUAUUCCACCAGCCAUUCUUGCAAGAGGCAGUAAAGCCAAAGCAGCAUACAGACGAGCCUUAGAACGUGGUAAAACAUGUGACAUCCGUGUGCGAGUCAUGCUGAUUGGACAAGACCAUGCGGGUAAGACAAGUGUUAAGAGAUCUUUGAAGGGUGACAAGUUCAACAGAGAUGAAGCCAGCACAGCAGGAGUGCAGAUGGACCUUCCCUUGUUAAGCGUUGGAGAACGGCCGUGGAAGCCAGCAUCCCAGUCUGAUGAAACAACUACUGUGUUUGAUCAUAAGAGUGCACAGCUAGUGGCUCGGCAGCUGUCAGGAAGUUCUGAUGAACUGGAAGAGCCGCCCACCAAACGCAGUUCUUGUGAUAUGCUUGAGGAGUGUCCUGUAGAAAAGAAAUGUCAUGCUAAUGGAGUAGGCAGCUCUGAAUCUAAUGCUGAUUUGGAAAAGUUUCAUUCUCAGACCAGUGUUCUAUCCAAUGGGAUAGGAAGCUCUCAAGGUUCACCACUCUCCCCACCCAUGGGAGCAGUGAGUCAUAUGGAGCCUACCUCGCCAAUCUUUCAAGAUGAAGUGUUCACUAAUGAUCACGAUCCGUUUGGUGAUCUGCCACAGGAGAUCAUCAGCUUGGUAGAAGGUAUCCUCGUACAAGACAAUCAAACAACUGCAGUCGACGAGAUAUGGCCAGUAAUCUGGGACUUUGCAGGCCAAUCCCUUUAUCAUGCCAUACAUCCGAUAUUCAUGUCACGGGAGGCUGUAUAUCUGUUGGUAUCUGACCUAAGCAAAGACCUGUUCCAAAGGCCAGACACUCGUGCAAAACCUUGUGAACAGUCGCGUGAGCGGGGGAUGGAGAUGUCAAACAGGGGCGACUCCGGUCUUGAUCAUCUCAUGAAAUGGAUGGACUUGGUUCAUUCUUUUCAGGAUCCCAGCAGUGUGGAUUCCGUAGACAUUGCUCAGCCACCUGUCAUAUUAGUUGGAACGCAUGCAGACAAAGUGGUCGGUGAUCCAUGGCGCGUUAUGAAUGUCAUCUUGGACAGUUUUGAGGGAAAGGCCUUUUCAUCGCAUAUUGUUGACGAGAAAUUUGUGGUCGACAAUACUCGUGCUGGUCAACCGUUUCAACAUGAAGAUCAAAAUGUCCAGAGGCUGAGGAAGAAGAUUCUUUCCGUAGCUGCAACGUUACCUCACACAAAGCGAGAAAUUCCUCUGCAGUGGCUUCGCGUUGAGAAAGUACUCCAUCGGCUAGCCAGCAGUGGCGUCAAGCACAUUACUAAGACGGAUUUCAAAGCCAUUUCUAACAGAAUAUGUCAGUUUGAAUUCCAGGAAGAUAGUGAAGAGCUGCUUCAUUUCCUGUGUGAUUGUGGUGCAGUUCUUUACUUCAACGAGGCUGACAAUUCCAGCAGCUUGGUUAUUCUGGACCCACAGUGGUUAAUCAAUGUCUUUUGUCAAAUCAUAACUGUUGUUCCAAGCAAGAAAGAACCAAUGCGAAUCCGUGAACAUCGCCGGACCCUUGCUAAAGAUGGCAUCUUGUCUCAAGAACUUAUCAACUAUGCUUGUCAGAACCUCAGCCUUUCACUUUCCCAAAACUCGCUUCUUUCGAUCAUGGAAAAAUCCAACCUCAUUUGUCGCUGGGAUGUUCAGAAGGACAAGGUGCUCAUUCUUGUGCCUUCAAUGAUGACUGCCAAGCCAGAAGAGGAAAUAUCAGGAUUAAUUUGCCAAGGCUCAGUUGGACCAAUUUACAUUCAGUUUCACACUGGAUAUGUGCCUUAUGGCUUGUUUUCCAGAUUCCUUGUGUUGUUUGGUCAGUACGCCUCCCACGAUCUUGCUGCCCGACCGCCCAAACUUUCCGCAAAUGCAGCCCGAUUUUUUAUUUGUAAGAGAAACAACUACAAUCUGACGUUCGCUUGCUUCAAGAGUGUCAUCACAAUUCAUUUGGUUCAUGAGGGCAAGUCAGAGGACGGCCAAGAGACUGUUACCAUCUGUCAGCAAGUCUGCAGUUUUGUUGAAGACAUUCUUCAGUUUCUUGCUGAGCAGUGUCCAUGGCUACACUCCAUGACAUGGCAGCUGUGUGCUCGCUGUGAUCUGUGUGUUGGUGAAGAUGAAGAUCCUGAGGGCUGUUCAUGGCAUCAUGUCCACUCCUGUCUUCACCCUGACUGCGCGCACUUCAUUCCCUUAGCCUCACAACCUUUAAGAUGUGAUAGGACCUAUAAGCUGAACUCCGUACUUACUGUGGACAAGAUUCAACCCUGGAUGAAGUAUUUCGACUACAGAGAUCAGAAAACAGAUGGACUUCGUUUUAAACCUGGUCUUGUUUCCAGUAAUGAUCUGCUGCACAUAGCACGUGACGUGGGCGUACAGUGGGAUUCAUUAGGUCGCGUUCUGUUGGGUGAGAAGGAAGUGGAACACAUUGACUACGACCAGAAGACACUGUUUGAAAAGUGCUUCGGUAUGCUGACUAGCUGGACAAGAGCUCGAGGAUCCAGUGCUACAUACGCUGCGUUGGGACAGGCGUUAAUGCAGGAUCGGCACACACAAGAUCUUUGUUCAAAGUAUUGCUUGGCAUCGCAGGGAGUGCUUGAAAGUAGUGUCUGAAAGAAGAUGAUCGGGAACUAAUAGGCAAGGAAUGGGAGAAUCUCCUCUCAAGGUAUACUCUCUGAGAGUUUAUUUAUUCCAAGGUGUAGGUAUGUUUGUAAAACUACCUGGCCUGAUUAUUCUUUUCCUUAUGUGAAUAAAAUAAUCAGUAACUUAAAAGAGAAAAGCGCAUUACCGAUUUCAAAUAACACUGUUUCACGUUCUUCCUAAGAAUUUGUGCAAAACGAAGACCCUCGUGUAUAUUGUUUGUAACUAAUUUAUGUAAAGGUAUAUAGAAAAGCUGAUCCGUGAAUGAGUGGUCAGCUCUCGUACGUACAGCUAUACAACAAGAUGUAAUUAUUUAAGAUAAGCUAAGUACAAAUAGAAGAUAGAUAAAAUAAAUAGAUAAAUGAUAAUCGAGUAAAAAUCCAUCCGCGCGCUUUUUCUAAUGCAUUAGGUGUAAAUCUAUGACAAGAAAUAAUUGGACUGAAAUAAUAGAAAAAAUUGAAGCAAAUUUCAGUAAGAAUUCUGCUAAAACAAUGUGAUUAUUCGCUCUCGAUUUCUAUGAGGUAAUAGCUUAUUCGGCCUGCGGCCUCAUCAAUUAUUGCCUUACAGAAAUCUUGAUCUCAUAAUCAUUUUUUUUUCUAAUAGAAAAGCAGUAGAAGUUAGGGAGAACGACAAAUGCUGUGGGAACACGAGCCGAUAGGUGAGUGUUUUCACAGCUUUUCCGAGUUCUUCCAAACUUUGAAAAGUGAUCUUAUAUCUCGAUAGCAACACGAAGAACUAAGUGUUCUCUACUUCUUUUGGAAAGCACCGUGAGAAAAAGAUGGAAAGAAAGAAAAAUCUUUUGUUCAAUUAUCAAAAUGUAUGUUGUCUUUGCUGGUGCUGUUGGUGCGCGCUUUCUUACAGGGUGUUUUCUAAACGUGAAUAUCAAUCAUACCCCGACUUUCAUAUUUUGGUUUCAUUGUCUCAGGGAAUUGUUGAUCCAGAGUAACUAAAGAACGUGGAUGACUUGAGAUUUUGCCUCAUCAAAUUUAGGGAGCCAAAGUUUUUGCACCGACUAACUUUUCAAUUACAGAUUAGUACUGAAACUACAGGCAUUCGCCACUACCUACACCAACCAGCUUGGUUAGUAUUAGCGAUUGGUUUUACCUUACACGUUGAGAAAUAGACGAAAGGGAAGGAAAAUAUAAAAUUUUAAAAAAAUGGAAGAAAUUGUGCCUGCUUGAAGUCAUGUCGUUAACGUGUUGUAAUGUAUUUUGUUUAUCCUUAAAAUCUUAGUGUUAAUGAAGGUAAUUUAAGAGAAUGUUGUGAUCUGUGGUAGGAAUAAAGGAAACAUUGUAAUAACGUA
Messenger RNA from Orbicella faveolata, 5609 nucleotides. RefSeq lists its product as uncharacterized. Lineage: Eukaryota; Metazoa; Cnidaria; Anthozoa; Scleractinia; Merulinidae. Gene Ontology annotation, molecular function: signaling adaptor activity; receptor tyrosine kinase binding. Gene Ontology annotation, cellular component: cytoplasm. Gene Ontology annotation, biological process: cell migration; enzyme-linked receptor protein signaling pathway. The record is from RefSeq and is a predicted model, not a curated record.